Ctenocephalides felis (cat flea) is the source of this 1164-nucleotide messenger RNA. Its product is annotated as methylmalonic aciduria and homocystinuria type D homolog, mitochondrial-like. The transcript has 5 exons. Gene Ontology annotation, biological process: cobalamin metabolic process. The coding region runs from base 233 to 1039 and encodes 268 amino acids. The record is from RefSeq and is a predicted model, not a curated record. Gene Ontology annotation, cellular component: mitochondrion. Lineage: Eukaryota; Metazoa; Arthropoda; Insecta; Siphonaptera; Pulicidae.
UUGCAAUUCGUUUGAUACAUUCAAAUUUGACGUUUAAUGCAAUCUCAGCAUGCAUAUUUCAUCUUGAUAGUCUGAAACAUAAAUUAGGUUUUAUCAUUUUAAUAACUUCUGGAAUUAUUUUUUUUUUCUUUUUGAAAUAUUUUGUCAUUGCUGGCCAACACUAAUGACGUUAAUAAAUUGAAUUAAAUCAACAACAAAACUUUGAGAGCCAGUGUCAAAGUCAAAAAUAAAUAUGUUACUGUCGAGACCUGAAUUUUGUAUGUUUUUAAAGCAAUGUUGCCGACAAAAUUAUAAUAAUGGCCUAAAAAGAGCAUAUUCUCGGCGUAGUGAUUCAAAAACCACCAGUGCAAGUUAUAAAACUGUCAAAUCGACAAAUCUUGUGAAUGAUGGGUCAAAUACAGAAUUACAUGAAGAUCCUAAUUGGGAACUGCUUGCCCCUAGAGGGUACAGAUUUUUACUGCCAGGGUCCAUUGGAGCUGCUUGUCAAGGAGUCUCGACAACUUGGGCUCCUGAAGGCGCUCUUAGAAAAUUAGUGAAUGUAGAUCAAAGUAGUGCUGAAAAAUUGAACAUUACUACCUCACAAUGUCCUGUUCUGCUGCAAAAGAGUCUUCUAGAAAUGUUUCCGCAUAGUGCAAUUAACAAGUGCACUGCCUUUACAGUAGCUACUUUGCAUAAAAAUAUACCACAUGAUGAUAUAUGUGAAUUAGAUUCGGAAAAGAUAGCAAUGAUGUUUGUAUAUGCAGCACAAGAACUAUGUACGAGACUAAUUUUAUCAGGAUAUUGGGCCGAUUUUAUAAAUCCUUUCAGUGGAAGGCCAUUCAAUGGCCCGGUAUCUAAUAAUAAUAAGGUUUAUGAUCCAGAAGAACAAUUUCUUUGUCUUGGUUUCAGUAUAGAUAGUAAAGAUAAACUCUGUACUAUCAUCAAAGGAGAACAUGAGGGUCAAAAGUUCUUUAAAGGCAAUAUAUUCUCGGAUGCCCCUUCACAUCUUGAAACAUUUUUGGACAUAGUAAAAAGUUAUGAACUAGAAAAUUUCAAAUGAAAAUAUUUCUAAUCCCCGAAGUACUAUAUAUUUGUGAUAUCAGAUAAUUAUUUAUAUAAAUAUGAUAUUGUUUCAAAUAAAAUGUUCAUAUUGUUAAGAAAUUAUUGUUCUUUAAAAUGUUUUGU